Messenger RNA from Priapulus caudatus, 630 nucleotides. RefSeq names its product ceramide kinase-like. Gene Ontology annotation, molecular function: kinase activity. The coding region runs from base 1 to 630 and encodes 209 amino acids. The transcript is spliced from 6 exons. The record is from RefSeq and is a predicted model, not a curated record. Lineage: Eukaryota; Metazoa; Priapulida; Priapulimorpha; Priapulimorphida; Priapulidae.
AUGGUAGAUGAAGCAAAACACAGCUCUGGAGCAACGAACGGCAUACUAGUGGGCUUCGUAAUCUUUAUGUCAAUGCAAAACAAGAAGGAGCCAUGUCGGCUGCAGGAAAGGGUCAUCACGUUCGAGUCAACAUGUCAGCUCGUCUGUGAUAACUGGGUAAAACGGAUCCGACGUAUCAUAGAAGAUUUAGGCCGUAGACCAAAAACUCUGAAGGUAUUCAUCCAGCCAUUUGCUGGAAAUGGCAAGGGCAAAGAAUGUUACAAAAGGGUGGUGGCGCCACUGUUCCAAUCUGCCGACAUCGAAACAGACAUUACAGAGGACAGGUUAUCAGUGUUCGAAAAAACCCAAGAUGAUGAUCCAUUUGUGCAGUGCAUCAAUCAUAUGGACAUGAGCAAAUAUGAUGGAAUAGUGUGUGUAGGAGGAGACACAACUGUGCUGAAGGUGGUCAGUGCUCUCCUCCUCCUCAAGCAAGUAGACCAGGAGAUAGCAGUAGCAAAGGGCUUCACCCCUAAGAAAGUCAACAUGCCCAUCGGCAUCAUUCCUACCGGUGGUGUGAACACUAUAGUGUGCUCCUGUCAAGGUGUGGCUGAUGCUACUACAGCUGCUCUUCACAUAAUACUAGGCAAGUAG